AUGUCGACGAUUUGGCGACCUAACCUCGACCGGCUGUACGCCAGCGUCGCCGAGAUGGAGGGAUCGGAGAGCGAAAUGGAGGAGAAGGAUGCGACCAAGAAGGGCGUGAAGCGGAAGAGAGCCCCUCCCACGAAGGGGCCAUGCGAGCACGGGGUGAAGUACCGGUCGAAUUGCAAGGUGUGCAGCGGUUGUCCGCACGGGAAGUGGCGCAGAUUCUGCAAGGAGUGCGGUGGGUCUCAAAUCUGCGAGCACGGUCGUGAGCGCUCUAAGUGCAAGGAGUGCGGCGGGGGCUCAAUCUGCGAGCACGGUCGUCAGCGCUCUCAGUGCAAGGAGUGCGGCGGGUCUCAAAUCUGCCAGCACGGCCGUCGGCGCACUCAGUGCAAGGAGUGCGGCGGGUCUCAAAUCUGCGAGCACGGUCGUCAGCGCUCUAAGUGCAAGGAGUGCAAGAGUAAUCGCUCAACUCAACGCCGACAGUAA
Micromonas commoda is the source of this 477-nucleotide messenger RNA. RefSeq lists its product with no specific name. The record is from RefSeq and is a predicted model, not a curated record. The transcript has a single exon. Bases 1 to 477 code for a protein of 158 amino acids. NCBI's taxonomy places the organism in Eukaryota, Viridiplantae, Chlorophyta, Mamiellophyceae, Mamiellales, Mamiellaceae.